Exophiala bonariae is the source of this 897-nucleotide messenger RNA. RefSeq lists its product as uncharacterized. The record is from RefSeq and is a predicted model, not a curated record. The transcript has a single exon. NCBI's taxonomy places the organism in Eukaryota, Fungi, Ascomycota, Eurotiomycetes, Chaetothyriales, Herpotrichiellaceae. The coding region runs from base 1 to 897 and encodes 298 amino acids.
AUGGCAACGGUUGAAACAGCAAAGACACAGUACGUUGUGGCAUCUGGUUGCAAGUAUGCAUACCGCCACCUAGGACCCGCGCUCGAGAAGUCCACCCCAAUUGUCUUUCUUCAGCAUUUUCGUGGAACAAUCGAUCAUUGGGAUCCUUCCCUCAUCAAUCUCAUUGCUACAGAGUACCCUGUGAUACUGAUCGAUAAUGCCGGCGUUGGGCAUUCCGAGGGGGUGGUUCCAGACACGGUGGCGGCUAUGGCUCGCAAUAUCGAGGCUGUUCUCGAAGCACUGAAGCUCAGGGAGAUUUACCUUUAUGGCUUUUCACUGGGCGGCAUGGUCGCACAGCAGGUGACGCUCGACACUCUUUCAUCAGGACUUGUGAAAAAAGCCAUGUUUGUGGGUACCUCACCAGGCGAAGGCCCAACGACACCAGCUGGCACCUUGGAGCUACCUUCAGAUGUUAGCGGUCUGCAAGCAAAUUCAGGCGCUCCAGAGCCGAAAAUGGAGAACAUGCGCAAGCUGUUCUUCUACGACUCAACAACUUCGUCCGCGGCUGCCGAGAAGUGGUGGGAAAGAAUACACCGGCGCAGUAAAGAGACCAGUGGCGAGGCCCGUGCACCGUACUUGCCUAUUGGCAUGAACGUGCUGAACAUGGUAAAAGCCGGCAGGAGCUGGGAUGCUGGGGAAGGCGUACUUGACCGCCUGCACGAAAUCAAUAUUCCUGUCUUUAUCGGAAACGGCCACAAGGAUUUCAUGUUACCAACUUCGCGCAGUUGGCUCAUGAACAGGGAGUUGCCAAACUCGAUGUUGAUUAUCUACCCAGAUAGUGGGCAUGGUGCCGGAUUCCAGCAUGCUGAGUUACAUGCUCGCCACAUACUGUCUUUCUUAAAAGAUGGCAUUCCAUGA